UACGAGAUUUCAUGUUAUGCUACAUUUAUAAUGAAUACAAGUUAGUGAUUACAUUAAUAGAUGAUGAAAGAAUUAAAUUGAAAGCAAAAAUAUAUAAAGAGGGGCAUAUGCAUAUGCAUAUCUGUGGUGGCCACUCUCUCCAAUGGCUUCUUCUCCCAACAAUUCUUCCAACCCGCCCAUAAUCCAUUCUCUCUCAAACGGGCUCGACCCGGAUACCACCUUCGUCCAAACCGACCCGGAAACCUUCCGGGCCGUCGUCCAGAGCCUAACCGGCGCCGGCGCAGAGAGAAGGCCAAGUGCAAGGAAGCUGAAAAUCAAGCUCAAUGGCGCAAGCAACCACCGGCCGGUCAUGGCGUCGCCGGUCUCCCCGCUGGAGUUCGACGAAGAAGAGAGGGCCAUUGCGGCAAAGGGCUUUUACUUGCACCCCAACCCCUUUACAGGAUCCGACCCGCCUGAGCUACUGCCUCUGUUUCCACUCCAUUCACCUACACACCGCUAUUAA
Messenger RNA from Salvia miltiorrhiza (redroot sage), 502 nucleotides. Its product is annotated as VQ motif-containing protein 11-like. The transcript has a single exon. Bases 143 to 502 code for a protein of 119 amino acids. The record is from RefSeq and is a predicted model, not a curated record. Lineage: Eukaryota; Viridiplantae; Streptophyta; Magnoliopsida; Lamiales; Lamiaceae.